AUGGUCACAUUCCCUCCCAAUUCGUCGACUCCGCCGCACACGCACGCGGGAGCCGCUGUUUCUGCUGUUGUUCUUGAGGGCACUUUGCUCAACAAGAUGAACAGCGAGCCAACCCGAGUUUUUGAAAAGGGUGGAAGCUGGUUCGAGGCUCCCGGGUGUCAUCAUGUGGUUAGCGACAACUACAGCAAGGAGGAACCCGCAAAACUGUUGGCGACAUUGGUGGUCGAUACUGAGGUGGUGGAGACGGGAGGCGUUGAAGCCCUCGUUGUGUUUGACGACGAGUAUAAGGAUGUUCGGUUUUAG
This is a messenger RNA of Metarhizium acridum CQMa 102, 303 nucleotides long. The record is from RefSeq and is a predicted model, not a curated record. Lineage: Eukaryota; Fungi; Ascomycota; Sordariomycetes; Hypocreales; Clavicipitaceae.